Molecule: messenger RNA, 1957 nt
Organism: Neurospora tetraspora
Lineage: Eukaryota; Fungi; Ascomycota; Sordariomycetes; Sordariales; Sordariaceae
Product: Zinc/iron permease
Exons: 3
Coding region: 286-1830 (514 amino acids)
Biological process (GO): zinc ion transmembrane transport
Cellular component (GO): fungal-type vacuole membrane
Molecular function (GO): zinc ion transmembrane transporter activity
Source: RefSeq, a predicted model, not a curated record
CGCCGCCUUUUCCAUCCCAACACCAUCUUUAUCGAACUGGUGACGCCCUCUCGUCCAUCCGACUUCUGCUGACGCCGACUCCCCCUUCUUGGUCCUCCUCGACGAAUACCGAUAUAUAUACGAUCCUGACAGUUACUCGACUGUUCCUAGCUCCGACCAGCAGAGUUAUCGAUCCCCGUCUCCCCUCCAUGCCAUACACGCCGUCCUGGGAGUAGAAGAGACUGCGGAAACCGACUGCAGACGAGCGGCGCCAACGACAAUCGGGCAACCUCCGAUUCCCACCCAAUGUCUGCCACAAUGCUUACAACCGGGAUCGACAAUGACACCCGAGGGUGGAUUAUGACCGCCGUGAGCGGCUUGGCAUGCAUGCUUGGAUCAACCAUCAUUUGCAUCGAUGUCCCCAUCCGCUUUUUCAACAUCAAGAGCAAGUUUAGUAUACAGGAGAGCAAUGUCUUCAUAUCAGGCUCGUUGAGUCUGAGUUUCGGGGUUAUGAUGUUUUCGGCCUUGUUUAGCCUGCUUCCAUCUGCUUUGCGAUACCUCACUAAGGACGGGCGGGACGAGAAGACCGCAGGCCUCAUCAACAUGGGCUGUUACAUCGCUGGCUUUUUCGGCAUUCAGGUCGUCUCCCGAGUCCUCCAUCGAUUUAUACCCUCCCACGUUGUUGGGUGCGACCAUUCUCAUUCCCAUAACCCACACGCAAAUGCGCAUGAUCAUCAUCACCAGCCGCCUUGGGCGAGCCGCACCCAUGGACAGUCAGUCAGGACGCUAUCCUCGGAAUCUCCAGAAACACCAACCAUGGUCGAAGCGAAUGGACAUGCGACCGAAUCAACUCCCCUCCUCCCAACCGAAACCGAUCACGAGGCGCAGCCGAAUUCUCCAGUCAGGCCUAAUCCUCUUGGUCAUUCUCAUGCCAUUGGAAGGCAGGCCCGCAGCACUACUGGCAUCCAAAGCAGACGGCCAUCCGUACGGCAGAUGACGAGCAGAGUACUAUCAUUUGUUAAGGACACCAAGGUUCACUGCGAUGGCGAUGGCCCAUGUUUCGGAUAUACGGAUCCUUGUGGGCAGGAGUGCUUCAGACACAUUGGUACACGCUCUAACCAGCCUGGACGUUUCGCCACCUUCCCAGUUAUACGCUCCGGAGGCUCCGUGGGUACGGGCGAGGUACCGGAAUCUCUCAACGGUCCCAUAUACCAAGUACGGAGUCGAACAAUUUCCAGAGACUCGUCUGUCGGUUACGCAGAUCAUGCCGACUACGAUGGACACCACGAUCAUCACGAAGAUGACCAUGAUGACACUUGUUGUUCAGCGGUAGAGGAAGAUAUCGAGGCUCAACACCACCAUCAUGUACCGACGAACGCCUUCCUCUCCAUUGGCCUGCAGACCGUCAUAGCCAUUGCGCUGCACAAGUUCCCCGAGGGCUUCAUUACCUACGCCACCAACCAUGUGAACCCUUCACUCGGACUCAAUGUCUUUAUGGCCCUGUUCGUUCACAACAUUGCCGAGGGAUUCUCCAUGGCCCUGCCGCUGUACAUGGCCCUGAACAGCCGGUUCAAGGCCAUUGCCUGGGCCACACUGCUAGGUGGUCUCAGUCAGCCAGUGGGCGCCGGAGUUGCAGUGCUCUGGUUUAAGGUUGCCAAGCACAGCAACAUCACCAUCAACGGCACGGCGUACGGAUGCCUGUUCGCUGUCACCGCGGGUAUCAUGACCAGCGUGGCGCUGCAGCUGUUUUCGGAGAGCUUGAGUUUGACCCAUAACCGUAAUAUGAGCAUAUUCUUUGCUUUCCUGGGCAUGACCAUGCUUGGGGUUUGCGACGCCAUCGCCGACGAGUAGAACCGCAACUCCCCUUUUUUGAAUACGUUUAUAGACGGAAGACUACAUGACUACUAGAACGAAUUUUGAAGUGGUCUUUGUCUAAUUGGCGUUCUUGACUUGGAUCAGGGGACAUCAUCGCAUGAAG